GCAGGUUUCCGCUCCCCCAGAGGCUGCGAUGCCGUACGACAAGCAAGGCGGCGAAUCGGGUCAGAAGCCCGAAGCCAUGACCAAUGGCGGUGCGGUGACACCUCAGAUGACCAUGUUGACGGCAUCGGAGCCCGUUCGCCAAAUCUCCCAAAAACCAGUCGUCAAGCCCAACGUCUUAACGCACGUCAUUGAAGGGUACAUCAUUCAAGAGGGACCUGAGCCAUUUCCGGUCAGCCGCUCGUCACUUGUUGCCGAAACCGAAUCGCCCAAGCCUUCUGUGGAGACAAAUGGAAAGGCAGGGAGUGAUGAAAUCCAACACAUUGCUCAAGUUCCGCCUUCGGAGGCCGAGCCUCUUCCAUCGAAGGUCACGGCCACCGGGUCGGACCGGGUGGAAUUGGCCAAGUGCGAGAUGUGCGGCAAGCUAGGCACAAAGUCAAAGUUCAAAAAGUCCAAGCGCUUUUGCUCCUCGUCGUGCGUCAAGCGCUAUAACUUGGCAUGCUCUGAGCGGCUUGGCAUAUUUGCAUUCACCUCGGAGCCUGAGAACGAGGACGAGCUCCCAGGCAAGGUAACUAAGAAGAAGAAAAUGGGAAGGAAGAACUGGCGAAAACCCCAAGGAAAUCACUUCAACGAGUACUCUUCCGAAAAAUGGCCACCGCAGCAGCAGCAACAGUUGCAGCAGCCGAAAGAAGAUGCGCCCCAGCCACAGUCACAACCACAGCCGCAGCAGCAGUCGCAGCCACAGCCACAACAGCCACAGCAGCAGCAGCAGCAGCAGCAGCAGCAGCCGCCGCAGCAACAGCAGCAGGCUCAGAACAAAGACAUCAACAUGGAUACCGUCGAGCCAGCCAAAGAAGAUGCCAGCACACCCAUGGAGACAGCUGCCAAUGCCUCGGUGCCCGAGCAGCAAUUGCUGAGGCCCGAGAGCUCGGUUGAGUCUCCUGCACCGGCCCCACCCGUGGAGAUGGAAGUGGAUGUGCCCGAGCCAACACCAGCCCUGCCGAUCAAGAACCCAAGGAGUUGGACGGUACAAGAGGUGGCAGACUACAUUCAGGAGCUUCCAGGCUGCACGGACUAUGCUGAGGAAUUCCGCUCCCAGGAGAUCGAUGGUCAGGCGUUGCUUCUGCUCAAGGAGGAUCACUUGAUGACAGCCAUGAACAUCAAGCUCGGCCCAGCACUCAAGAUAUGUGCCAAGAUCAAUGCCUUGCGAGAGGACCAGUAGUGCAGAAACACUCAAAAAAAGCCUCUCACACCGUCUGUGUUCGGACUUCAUCACAUUUUUUUUCCCGUCUCGUGCUCAAAAAAAAAGCUCUCGGAAAGCCAAACUGUGCCGCGUAGAGUCAUUUCAGUCGAUUUGAGUGAGCAUCAGUCCAAGUGUAGUCAGCUAUGUGUGUGAUCAUUACGGUGCGUGUGUAUGUAGGUUGGUUUCGUGGCAAAAAUGCAGCAGACCCUGGACGUUACACUGUGAACCUAGUGUGACCGGACUUCGGAAAGGACAUUUUUCGCGCUGCGCCGGUUGUGCUUUGUGGACUCUGUUGCGAGAAACGCGGAAGGGCAAGUUCAUCCUCGCAUCGUGGUUUUUCAUCUACGGGACCUUUUGUCAAGCUGUGUGUCGUGUCCUGGGACGCUGUUCUACGACGUUGCCAUGUAGAUUCGUGCUGGUUCGGUCAGAGAACCAAGCAGGGGUAAAGUGUGUUCAGCAACUCACCCGGUAAGAAGCUUGUUCUUAACAGGACUCAACUUGAAACUCCCCGCGAUCAUCUCCUCGUGAAUUUUAUAGAAUAAGAUCUUCGUAAAAAGGCUAAAACGUGCAGCACGACAAGCCAGGACGCUGUGCAAAUCGACAGGAUUCAACCAUCGCUUAUGGUGUGUAAAGACAUUGUGUGUGAGCUGCACUAUCCCAUUUCUUACAGCAUCCAUCUGCCUCUAGUGUUGUGAGUGCGUGAACUUUUGGUGACAUUCCCCUACACCCUGUAGAGUUCCUGCGGUGUAUAGCUGCAACGUGGGUGAAUGUUUGUUUCCGUCUAAUUUAUUGUUGGCCCGCAUAAAGAUUAUUGUACAUCCUGUUUGAGAGUUGAAAGGUAGAACCUAUUCAUUCUGUGUGAGAUUGCGUGAAAUGGUGAGAAAAUGUUAAUUAUUGAGCUCACUGCAAGGUGUUGUGGCCAGAGCGAACUGUAAAUCUCAUUGUAGCCAGGGGAGUUGAAGCUACUGUGCCUAGCAGUGAGCAUCUCAUGUACAAAGUUUAUUGUGUCUGUUGCAUGAAAGCCCUUUGAUUAGUUUUUUAGUGUUGUGUGCAUGUGUGUGCACCUGCUUGAGUGUAAAAGAACACAUUUAGUUAAGUGACAUUUGUUAAAUAACGAUCUGGAUAUUUUUCGUCAGAACUGAUCAGGCGAUGUCUCUAUUCUAUAAUGCCUCGGAGCAAAUGGAAGCACGCAUCUAAGAUUUGUUUGUUGGCUAUACAUGCCUUAUCUGUAAGUAUCUUUCAUGCCGGAAAGCAGAAUGAGUGUACUUGUAUGUCCCUCCUGUUUGUUUUUUCCUGCAGCUUGCAAUAUGAAGCCGCAGUGCUGAGAUUCAUACUUAUAAAAUCAAAUAUUUCAUAUUUAUUUGUCAUGCUCGAAGAAUCGCUGUGUAAUUAUACUUAAAGUACUUGCCGAGAUGUUAAUAAAAUGAUGUAUCCUCUCCUA
Messenger RNA from Rhipicephalus sanguineus (brown dog tick), 2681 nucleotides. Its product is annotated as polyhomeotic-like protein 2. The record is from RefSeq and is a predicted model, not a curated record. Lineage: Eukaryota; Metazoa; Arthropoda; Arachnida; Ixodida; Ixodidae. Bases 29 to 1219 code for a protein of 396 amino acids. Gene Ontology annotation, molecular function: zinc ion binding; protein binding. The transcript is spliced from 6 exons. Gene Ontology annotation, cellular component: nucleus; PRC1 complex.